Molecule: messenger RNA, 1492 nt
Organism: Gymnodraco acuticeps
Lineage: Eukaryota; Metazoa; Chordata; Actinopteri; Perciformes; Bathydraconidae
Product: receptor-type tyrosine-protein phosphatase O-like
Exons: 6
Coding region: 261-1460 (399 amino acids)
Biological process (GO): negative regulation of canonical Wnt signaling pathway; regulation of glomerular filtration; podocyte differentiation
Cellular component (GO): GABA-ergic synapse; plasma membrane; glutamatergic synapse
Molecular function (GO): Wnt-protein binding; protein tyrosine phosphatase activity; cadherin binding
Source: RefSeq, a predicted model, not a curated record
CUUCCUCCUCAGGGCGGGGCUUCUCUCGGCUCCAUCCUCUCACGGACCCCAGGAUCAGCUCCUCUCUGGCGGCGGCGCGCAGCCGGAGCGCGGCCUCUUUUCCUCCAGCGAGCAGCAGCAUCUCACGAGCAGCAGCUUUCAUACCCGCGAGGCGAGCAGCUGAUGAAGAGGAGGGUGAGGAGGUGAGGAAGAGGCUCGGCGGCGGGUAGCUGCGGACUCAUCGCCAUUGUUUGGAUGCGGAGAGAGAGAAAAGGACCCGGAUGAGAGACAGCAUGCCCCCCCCACUGCUGAUAACCCUGCUCUGUCUGCAGCUUCUGAGCGCGUGUGCGUUCCAGGCGUCUCUGAGCGAUGGCGGUCAGAUCGUGGCGACGCUGGAGCGCUCCGAUCUCCAGGAGAACGUGACGGCGUACGCUGCUCAGAUCUCAGGAGGAACAAGGCCCAUCGUCGUGCAGUUUGAGAACGCCAGCGAGCUGAAGGUCAAGGAGCUGAAGGUCAAGGAGCUGAAGGUCAACGCCUCGCUGCACGGCCUCUGCUACAGCGUCAGCUUGCUGCUGAGAGAGGGGCCGGACGGCUGGUCCAAACCCAUCAGAACCAUCCCAGUGCUCACCAAGCCUCUCCCCGUGCGCAGCGUGCACAUCUGGGACUACAGAGAGUCUCCAGAGACCGGCGUGGUGUUCCAGCUGCAGCCACCAGGGGGCAGCGUGUUCAGCCGCGUCAACAUCAGCUACAGCGAGGGGGCGGAGCCUCGCUACAUGCUGUACAAAGACUUCCACAAGGGGAAGACGGUGUUCAGGCACUGGCUCCCUGGCGUCUGCUACAGGAACAUCACCUUCAUGCUCAUCUCUGAGGCCACCAUCUCCCAGCAUGCACUGCUCUCACACAGUGACGUCACACACACUCCUCUGCACCACAGGACAGUCCCAUUCCCCCCCCUCAACAUCUCCCAUAAGAUCGUGCACCUGGUCCAGAGGCCUCUCCAGAAGGACCCCCCUGCCCCCCCCCGGCAGUCCCGGGACGUUGCCCUCCUGGACGAAGAGCCCCUGGAGGAGGUUCAGCCUUCAGACGACCACAAGGGCACGGAGGCUCCUUUCAGCUUCAGCCCAACGCACAACCUGACAGGCUUCAACCUGACCAAUGAGGAGGAUGAGGGGGCGUGGCUUAAUCCACCGAAGCAGGGGGCGUGGCCUAAUCCACAGAAGGAAGAGGAACAAGAGGAAGAGGAGGAGGAAGAGGAGGAGUUUGUGAACGCGGUGGUGUCAGAGUAUGAAGACUCGGGGUCAGCGAUGAUGCUCCACCCCCCCGACCCCCCCGCGGUGUCCCCCCCCCCGCUUCCCCCCCUCCUCAUGGAGGUAAGAUGGCUGCCCCCCCGACCGCCGACCAGCUACGACGGCUUCAACAUCUACAUCUACAGAGACGGUGAGUCAUAUUAUUUCAUGUUUGUUUUCGCUUCCAAAAUCUAAAUGGAAGUGAUAUGGUCUGUGUUUACAUUAGC